Messenger RNA from Asparagus officinalis (garden asparagus), 1584 nucleotides. Its product is annotated as serine/threonine-protein phosphatase PP2A catalytic subunit. The coding region runs from base 166 to 1110 and encodes 314 amino acids. NCBI's taxonomy places the organism in Eukaryota, Viridiplantae, Streptophyta, Magnoliopsida, Asparagales, Asparagaceae. The transcript is spliced from 11 exons. Gene Ontology annotation, molecular function: protein serine/threonine phosphatase activity. Gene Ontology annotation, cellular component: cytosol. The record is from RefSeq and is a predicted model, not a curated record. Gene Ontology annotation, biological process: peptidyl-serine dephosphorylation; mitotic cell cycle.
CCAUUUUCUCUCUCCUCUCUGCCCUCGCCGAUCCUUCGAAGAGAGAGAAAAUUUUUUAGAGAGGAACGGCUCGAAAUUAGGGCUAGGGUUAGGGUUUUUCUCGCUCUAAUUCGACUCAUUUGUUAAAUCCUUUUCGAUUCGAUUCGUUAACAUUUAGAGGAGACGAUGAGUAUAGAUCCGGUUCCGUCAUCCAAUUCGCAUGGGAACCUCGACGAGCAGAUCGCGCAGCUGAUGCAGUGCAAGCCUCUAUCGGAGCAGGAGGUUAGAGUGUUAUGCGACAAAGCAAAGGAAAUACUAAUGGAAGAAAGCAAUGUUCAGCCUGUAAAAAGUCCUGUGACAAUUUGCGGUGACAUUCACGGGCAGUUUCAUGAUCUUGCGGAACUAUUUCGAAUUGGCGGGAAGUGUCCAGAUACCAAUUACUUAUUCAUGGGCGACUAUGUAGAUCGUGGGUAUUAUUCUGUUGAAACCGUCACGCUCCUGGUGGCCCUGAAGGUGCGUUAUCCUCAGCGAAUUACCAUUCUCAGAGGAAACCAUGAAAGUCGUCAGAUUACACAAGUAUACGGGUUCUAUGAUGAAUGCUUGCGCAAAUAUGGAAAUGCUAACGUUUGGAAGACAUUCACUGAUCUGUUUGACUAUUUUCCAUUGACAGCAUUGGUUGAAUCAGAGAUAUUUUGCCUGCAUGGUGGGUUAUCCCCUUCUAUUGAUAACCUUGAUAAUAUACGCAACUUUGAUCGUGUUCAAGAAGUUCCUCAUGAGGGUCCUAUGUGUGAUCUCUUAUGGUCUGACCCUGAUGAUAGAUGUGGUUGGGGGAUUUCUCCCCGUGGUGCUGGAUAUACUUUUGGCCAGGAUAUAUCGGAGCAAUUCAACCACACUAACAACCUUAAACUGAUAGCCAGAGCUCAUCAACUGGUUAUGGAGGGAUAUAACUGGGGCCAUGAACAAAAGGUGGUAACCAUAUUUAGUGCACCUAACUAUUGCUAUCGUUGUGGAAACAUGGCCUCUAUCCUUGAAGUCGAUGACUGCAAAGGCCACACAUUUAUCCAGUUUGAACCAGCUCCCAGGAGAGGUGAACCUGAUGUAACUCGUAGAACGCCUGAUUAUUUCCUGUAAUGCAGAUGUAAGGAGGCAUAUGACAACGACCUUAAAACCGAGUGUACACUUGUCGAGUUAGAAGUAACUGAAGAUAAUUCCCUUGGGAUCCAAAUCAUUGAAUUGGCAUUUUAAUUGAAGCGGCUAAGCUCGUGGUGGUAAGAUAGAUACAUGUAUAAUGUGGAAGGCGCCUCAGAAAUAUGUCUCUUAAGUUGCAGACCCUUGUAUUUGCAUUUGUUUGUGUUGGGAGGCAACAGAAUUUGCGGCGAGCAGAUAGUUGUAGCAUGUAUCACUUAGAGAACGUUGUGGGUGUCGUUAGUUCUCUUAUUUUUCCGUUAAUGAUUUUUUUGUUGCAAUUACAAGUUUCGUUUCGUCUUCUCCAUUAUCGCGAGCUGUAGAGGACAGGGACUCUUUUUGACAUUGUUGUUUAUUGAUUUUAGAUUUGGCUCUCGACUGAUCUUUCGGCCACAAUUUCUGGUUAAUGGUGAUUCACAA